UUUGCCAAAGUUCCAUUGCUCGGUUUGUGGUAAAAAUUUCGUCAGACGUUAUAUUCUGGACCAACAUUUCAAAUCACAGCACACAAGAGAGCACUGCAACCAAAAUGACGAAUAGCUGGUCGGUCGCAAGCUCGACUUACUCGUUGAACGAAGUCGCGCUGCCGUUCGUCUGUCACCGCUGCGGCCGUCGCUAUGCCCACAAGUGCAACCUGAUGCGACAUUUGAGGCUCGAAUGCGGCAUUGCGCCGAGAUAUCAGUGCGAUCAGUGCAUGAAAAAGUUCAAGCAUCGGCACCACCUACGCGAACACGAGAAGAUUCAUGCCCUGGCGACUAUGUAUUAGUUAUUAUUAUAUUCUAGUCGGAACGAUUUUGAAGAUAUGAUUCCACCUUUCCUUUUUUAAUUUAUACAAUCUAUCGGCUGUAUGGAUAAGUCUGAUAUUAUGAAUGUACUCGAUUAUUUAAAAAAAAAACCUGUUGAUUUCUUUUAUGAAAUCGUGAGAAAAUUGAUUCUCCAUUGCGGUGCUACAAUCAGAAUAUGGUUGGUUUUUGAUGUUUUAAAAACGAUUAUAUUUUGUCAAACGAACGGGUAUAUGAUACUUUGUGAUACUUUUGAAGUGUAUGUAUGUAUUACAAAACUGACAAUUUAUAGAAAUAGGUACUCUAACUUUUUUUACUAAAAAAUACAUGUAUUUAUAAAAUUCAGAAUAAUGAUAAUAAAGAUAAUCAUUUUCUA
This is a messenger RNA of Nasonia vitripennis (jewel wasp), 733 nucleotides long. RefSeq names its product gastrula zinc finger protein XlCGF8.2DB-like. Bases 105 to 341 code for a protein of 78 amino acids. The transcript has 2 exons. Lineage: Eukaryota; Metazoa; Arthropoda; Insecta; Hymenoptera; Pteromalidae. The record is from RefSeq and is a predicted model, not a curated record.